Molecule: messenger RNA, 2055 nt
Organism: Pyrenophora tritici-repentis Pt-1C-BFP
Lineage: Eukaryota; Fungi; Ascomycota; Dothideomycetes; Pleosporales; Pleosporaceae
Product: Arp, Ankyrin repeat protein
Cellular component (GO): MBF transcription complex; SBF transcription complex
Molecular function (GO): protein binding; transcription regulator activity
Source: RefSeq, a predicted model, not a curated record
AUGCCCCCGGCGCCUGAUGGCAAAAUCUACUCGGCGACAUAUAGUAAUGUCCCCGUGUAUGAGUGCAAUGUCAACGGCAACCAUGUCAUGCGCCGGCGUGCUGAUGACUGGAUUAAUGCCACACACAUCCUCAAGGUAGCCGACUACGACAAGCCCGCCCGUACCCGAAUUCUGGAGCGCGAGGUGCAGAAAGGUGUGCAUGAGAAGGUUCAGGGUGGCUAUGGCAAAUACCAGGGUACUUGGAUACCGCUGGAGGAGGGGCGGCAUCUUGCAGAGCGCAAUGGUGUGCUGGACAAAAUGCGCGCCAUCUUCGACUACAUACCCGGUGAUAGAAGCCCGCCGCCUGCGCCCAAGCAUGCGACAGCGGCAUCGAAUCGCAUGAAGCCUCCAAGGCAAACCGCCGCCGCCGCCGCAGCGGCACGGAAUGCAGCAUUCGCCGCCUCGCAGGCGCAGUCGCAGCAGUCUCAGGUCAGCGAAGAAACAUACGAAGCCUCGCAGAUUAGGUCACAAAUCUACCGCGAGGAGACGCCUGAUAACGAGACUGUGAUUUCAGAGUCUAUGCUGGGGGAUGCCGAUAUGCUGGAUGUGUCCCAGUACUCGACCGGCGGCAAUAGGAAGCGCAAGAGGGCAGAUCAGAUGUCCCUUUUGGACCAGCAGCAUCAGAUAUGGGCAGAUCGACUACUAGACUACUUCAUGCUGCUGGACCACGAAGAGGCCGUUUCGUGGCCAGAACCACCGGCCAGCAUAAACCUGGACCGGCCAAUCGACGAAAAGGGACAUGCUGCCAUGCAUUGGGCGGCGGCGAUGGGAGAUGUGGGGGUAGUAAAAGAGUUGAUAAACCGAGGCGCGCGUAUUGAUUGUCUGUCGAACAACCUGGAAACACCCCUGAUGCGCGCCGUCAUGUUCACAAACAAUUUUGACAAGGAGACAAUGCCGAGCAUGGUGAAGAUCUUCCAACAAACAGUCCACAGAACAGAUUGGUUUGGGAGUACAGUCUUCCACCAUAUCGCAGCAACAACCAGCAGUUCAAACAAAUAUGUGUGUGCGAGAUGGUAUCUCGACUGCAUCAUCAACAAGCUCUCGGAAACGUGGAUACCGGAAGAAGUUACACGGUUACUGAAUGCUGCUGAUCAAAACGGUGACACAGCCAUUAUGAUUGCCGCACGGAACGGGGCAAGAAAAUGCGUGCGAAGUCUGCUGGGCCGCAAUGUGGUAGUGGAUAUACCGAACAAGAAGGGUGAGACAGCAGACGACCUCAUUCGAGAGCUCAAUCAGAGACGACGUAUGCACGGCCGGACACGACAAGCUUCCUCAUCGCCCUUUGCGCCACCACCCGAACAUCGACUAAACGGACACGCCCCGCAUCUAGACGGUGGCCCCUUGAUGCCAGUACCUUUUCCCACUAUGGCUGUUCGUGAAUCACCACAGUACCGCUCACAAACCGCCUCACAUCUUAUGAACAAAGUAGCACCAACACUUCUGGAGAAAUGCGAGGAAUUAGCCGCAGCGUACGAAGCCGAACUGCAAGAGAAGGAAGCAGAGGCGUUUGACGCAGAACGUGUGGUCAAGCGCAGACAAGCCGAACUCGAAGCCGUACGGAAACAGGUGGCGGAGCUGCAGGGCAUAGCGAUUGGCCUUCACAUCGACCUUAAUGAUGAAGAGGCCGACCGGCAACAAGAACAAGAGCUGCGGCUACUAGUAGAAGAAGCAGAAUCCCUUCUUGAGAUUGAACAAAAGGCUGAACUCCGACGGUUAUGCAGUAGUAUGCCUCAGCAAAACAGCGACGCAUCACCGGUCGACGCCACAGAAAAGCUGAAGAUAGCAUUAUUGCUACACCGAGCCCAGUUGGAACGUAGAGAACUUGUCAGAGAAGUAGUGGGCAAUUUGAGCGUGGCAGGCAUGAGCGAGAAGCAGGGCACGUAUAAAAAGCUCAUUGCGAAAGCACUGGGUGAGCGGGAAGAAGACGUCGAGUCCAUGUUGCCCGAGAUCUUGCAGGAACUGGAAGAAGCGGAGACGCAGGAGCGGGCCGAGGGCUUGGACGGGAGUCCAUUGUAG